This is a messenger RNA of Myzus persicae (green peach aphid), 1201 nucleotides long. RefSeq names its product nucleoporin NUP53-like. NCBI's taxonomy places the organism in Eukaryota, Metazoa, Arthropoda, Insecta, Hemiptera, Aphididae. The transcript is spliced from 5 exons. Gene Ontology annotation, molecular function: structural constituent of nuclear pore; single-stranded DNA binding; phospholipid binding. The record is from RefSeq and is a predicted model, not a curated record. Gene Ontology annotation, cellular component: nuclear membrane; nuclear pore central transport channel; nuclear pore nuclear basket. Bases 256 to 1113 code for a protein of 285 amino acids. Gene Ontology annotation, biological process: nuclear pore organization; NLS-bearing protein import into nucleus; regulation of DNA-templated transcription.
GGCGCAGCAGCUGUCGUGAUUUUUUUGUUAUCAGUAAAUCAUAACAUUUUAAUUUUGAAAUUUUUUUGUUGAUAGUCCUAAAGAAUUCGUAACUGGUAUUUACUGUUUAUUUUUUGCACUGCAAGGCAUAUAAACUAGCAAUACCGUUAAAAACUUAAAACUCAAUCGGUUUUCAUAUCUAUUCGUUUGGAGAUUAUUGGAAAUCGCUGUGCAAAAUCUUAUAUUGUUCAUCAUUCCAAACGGCAGAAGUGCGAAAUGGAACCAAUGGCUCUAGGAUCACCAUCACACGACAGUCCACAAAAACCUACCUAUCUUCCUGGAUACUUGAUGGGCGAACGUGCUCAAUCGCCGAUCGGUAAUGUUUCCAUUAGCACCAUGUCUCCAUUACGUGCAAAUCGUAGCCACACCUCAGAUGUACACACUACGUUUUUAAUGCGCAAUUUUCAUCAUGAACUAAGUGAUAAGCCAUCUUCCACUCCUAUCUUAAAUAGAGUCAAUGAUGAACCAACAAAAGCUCCGACAAUUGAUUUAUUUGAUACAAUCAAUACUUCCGACUAUAGAGAAGAACAGUGUAACAAUAAAGAAAACAAACAAUUUUACUCUGAUAAAAACAAUCUGUUUGAACAACCAAAAGCUGCUGCGGGAUGUUGGAUUACUGUUUUUGGCUAUUCAGUUUCGAACAAAGAUGAAAUAUUAUCUAAAUUUAUACACAUGGUAUCUUGUUGUGAUGUGAGACAAGCAGGGCCAAAUUGGGCUCACAUAUGUUUCAGUGAUUCUACAGAUUAUCACCGUGCUCUAUUGUUUAAUGGUCAUGUAACCAAUAAUGGAGCUAUGAUUGGAGUUAUUCCGUGUAAUGAUAAGACAAUCUUAAAUGAAAAUAUCAGCCCUAUUGAUUCACAUCCUGGUCCAAGUACUGAUAUUUUAUCAAAAUCGCUGCGUUCACCAAUUUUAGGUCAACAAUUCUCAAGUCCAAAUGAUUCAAUUUCUAAAAGAAAUAAUAUUAGACCAAUGGCCAUAAAACCUAUGCCUAUUCAAGGACAAAAUAACUCUCCUUCAGCUACAACUUCAAAUGGUAUUGUUACAAAAACUUUGGAAUAUUUGUUUGGUUGGUAGGUAAGAAAUUUAAAUAUGUGUAUGACAAAAUCACUAGUGGAUUUUCAAACCAUUGUUUAUAUUUUAUUAUUUUAAUACAUUUUUUUUU